GACUGUGCGUGGAAAGUCCGCCAGCGAUUCGUCAAUUCAACGCUCGGGAGAUAAGGAUCUCUUGUUUAAGCUUCUUUGGCGGAAACCGAGUAGGAAAAGUCGGCGGGAAGUCGUACAUUCGGCCGGAAGCUCGUUUCCCUGCCAUAUUUCAAGGAAGUUGCUUCUAGAAGAACACAAACUGAACAUGCGGCUCGAUCAAAUCGAGAAAGAACGGAAACAGUUUUUACACAAGAACAGCAGCGAAAAACAUUUGCUUCAGCUGUCCGCACGGAAUGCCAAGGCUUUAGACAGCAGACGAAAUAGCGGACAGUAUUUGGUGACGAGUGACAAGAGAUGUCCCUCACCAGCGUGGCAACAUUGGCGCCUAAAUAAAGAUAGGGAACGUCUGAGAAAAUCCUGGAGUUCAACAACGAACGGCGUAUUUUACCCGAGUGGCGAAUAUUGCAUGAAGCAGUUGGAAGUCAAGAAAGUUUGCUUGCUGAAGAAAAUGGCCGAACGAAAUCGCGUGACAAAUUCGUUGCCCUGGAAACGGACCUACGACACGCCACAGGGACCCCCGCCAUCGCGGAGCCCAUCGAAGACGAACAUCAUCUGGGUGCGCGUGCGCAACAGCUCCGGUGAGAUGGAAAUUGAUGGCUUUCUAAGAAGCGAUAAAAACAUCAAUGAAAUGCUUCCCGGAAAGAAGAACAAUCCAGCUGUUCCUGUAAUCGAGGUCAGAGUACCUCAAACAAAUGACAACGGGGCUUCUAAUGACACGAGAACUGAAAACAAAUAUUAUUCGAUGACAGGGAUACGAGAUUCACUUCAGAACACUGUAGGCGUAGAAUCCUUGGAUAUAGACAUUGCGCGGAGUCUUAAGCAAGGCAUAAUACAGGGCACAGGUUCAUGUAUGGAUACUGAAGUAUCCAAAGGACAGCUCUCCCCAACGGUAAAGGGCUUAAAAAUUUGUCCAAACCAGAUGCGCCGCGGUUUCUCGGCAAGUAAAAAGGUGGAAGAAAAAGCGAACGAGGUAUCCGAGAAAAAUGUCCAUCUUCGUUCAAAACCCGAUGAUGCCGUGCUAAAAAGUCGGGAGAAAGCCACCACCUCCUACGCAGAGAGCGAAAACGAUGCGAAAACAGAUCGUCAGGUGUUUGGAAACGACCGGUGUGGAAUUGUGCGGUCUAGGAAAAUCGUGGGCAGUAAUCGAUCCAGAAACAGAUAUGCUCGUGAACUAUCCAAUGUUGAAAAUAUCAGGCAAAGGAUCGGACACUCUCGCCGAAGGGUCGGAAUUGGUCGGAAACAUGUCGGAAAGGAUCGUGAGAAGGUCAACUGGGAUAGGUCUAACAGUGUUCGGUCAAACCCCGAUAAAGGUCGGAAGAGUGUCGGAAAAGAUCGUGAGAACAUCAAAGAGGAUCGGUCAAAUACUUGCAGUGCUCGGUCAACUGGUGGGAAUAGAUUGAAAAGUGUCGGAAGCGGUCGGACGGUCGUUCGGAAGCGCCAACACAACAUCGGAAGCAAGCGGAAAACGCCGAUUGUAGGAGAGAAUGCUGAGGAGAAUAAAAUCUCUGAAGAGGCGGGUAAUAUUUCUUCAACUAAGAGCACUUUGGGAAAAAAUGUGUCGACAUUUGUUAAUUCAACCAACGUGAAGGGAACGGGAAUUUUCGCGAUGAAUUUAACUACUGAAGUACAUCAAAGACAAAGGAUGGAUUUGCGAGAAAAGCAGCUGUUUCCAAGAACGAAAUCAAGAAAUGUUCGUCCAAGCUACAGUCAGCGAUGCGUUCUGACGAAGAUAUAA
Messenger RNA from Dendronephthya gigantea, 1774 nucleotides. RefSeq lists its product as uncharacterized. The record is from RefSeq and is a predicted model, not a curated record. Bases 185 to 1774 code for a protein of 529 amino acids. The transcript has 2 exons. NCBI's taxonomy places the organism in Eukaryota, Metazoa, Cnidaria, Anthozoa, Malacalcyonacea, Nephtheidae.